Talpa occidentalis (Iberian mole) is the source of this 830-nucleotide messenger RNA. It is a transcript of the gene PI3, whose product is annotated as peptidase inhibitor 3. The record is from RefSeq and is a predicted model, not a curated record. NCBI's taxonomy places the organism in Eukaryota, Metazoa, Chordata, Mammalia, Eulipotyphla, Talpidae. Gene Ontology annotation, cellular component: extracellular region. The transcript has 4 exons. Bases 314 to 682 code for a protein of 122 amino acids. Gene Ontology annotation, biological process: antibacterial humoral response; innate immune response. Gene Ontology annotation, molecular function: peptidase inhibitor activity.
CCUUUCCUCCAAUCCAUGUGGUCUGUCACAGAGGUGAAUCCAGGUACCUAGCCCUCCGUCCGCCGAGGGAGACGUGAUCCAGACAAGGCAAGUCAGCUUCUUGCAGGGACUGGAACCGUGUGCAGAGACAGGGAAGGGCAAGCUCCGGAGGCCGUGUCCCAAACAGGAGUUCACGGUUCUGCUACUGAGGACCCCAGAACUCCUCCAAUGCCUGCCUUUCCCGCGGCCAGACCCGCCUCCUGGUGCCAGGCCAAGCUGGGCUGUAUAAAACUGGGAUAGACUGCAGCUCUUCACAAAACAACUUCUUGACAACAUGAGGUCCAGUAGCUUCUUGGUCCUGGCGGUCUUCCUCAUCCUUGGGAUGCUGGCUGUACAGGCCGUCAUGGCUGGCAAAGAUCAUGUUCCAGUAAGAGGACAAGGUCCAUUCAGGGGUCAAGAUCCAGUCAAAGGUCAAGAUCCAUUCAGAGGUCAAGAUCCAUUCAGAGGUCAAGGUCCAGUCAAAGGUCAAGAUCCAGUCAAAGGUCAAGAUUCUGGCUCCGUGAAGCCUGGCUCCUGCCCCACAGUCAUGAUCCGCUGCGCCAUGUACAACCCCCCUGCCAAAUGCCACAGUGACACUGAGUGCCCUGGCGCCAAGAAGUGCUGCGAGGGCUCCUGUGGGAUGGAAUGUUUGGAUCCACAGUAAGGUAGACUUGUCCUUACAGCACCUGUGAAGUCUCCGGGGCCUCAGACCCUGCUUCCUGUGUCAUUGCCUCUCCCACAUUGCCUGUUCUUCCUUCCCAGCAUGCCCAACCCCUGGCUGCCUCUCUAGUCCACUUUCCAAUAAAAACCAU